AAAAAAAAAACUUUCUGCAAAAAAAAAGAGAGAGAGAGAGAUCACUUUAUUCAUUUCUCUUCAUUUAUUACAACUAUAAUCAGCAAAGAGACUAAUUAAACACACUUUUUACGAAAUAAACAUAGUCUCUUAACUUCAACUCUCUUUCACUCCCUUCCUCCCCCUUUUUUUUUUUCUUUUCUUUUCAAUGCUGAUCUAUUUGUUAUAUCUAUUUUAUUUUGCAAUAGUUGUGGCAGUAGCAUUAUCUUUAUUAUUAUAUACCUAUCAAUGUGAAUUAUUAUAUGCAGCAGGAUUCCCUGCUGGUUCAAGGACAAUUGUUGCAAGACCCUCACAAUAUGGUUUACCUGAUAAAGAAGUGAUACUAUUAACAGAAGAUGGAUAUCGAAUUCGAGCUUAUGUUAUGAUUCAACGUGGCGAAGAAGUAGCAAUACAGUCACCUACCGUAGUUUGUUUUCAUGCACAUACAGGAAAUAUGGGUCAUAGAUUACCUAUAGCACAAGUAUUUUAUAAGAAACUAGGAUAUAAUGUAGUCAUGUUAUCUUAUAGAGGUUAUGGUCUUAGUGAAGGGAAGCCAACUGAAAAAGGGCUUAAAAUUGAUGCACAGACUGUGCUAGAAUAUAUCAAACAACACCCAAUACUUAAACAUACCAAAUUAAUAGCCUUUGGACAAUCAUUAGGAGGUUCAGUUGCUAUUAGUCUUGUAUCAAGAAAUGAAGAUAAAUUUGAUGCAUUAAUUAUUGAAAAUACAUUUCUAAGUGUGCCAUUAUUAGUGCCACAUAUCUUGCCUGCAUUAAGACAUUUAGUAUAUUUAGUACAUCAAACAUGGAGAUCUUACAAGACAAUUAAAUAUGUUCAUCAUAUUCCAAUAUUAUUUUUAUCGAGUUUAAAAGAUGAAUUAGUUCCACCAGGACACAUGGCAAAAUUAUAUAGCAUUUCACAGACAAGUGGAGUUAAAGUUUGGAGAGAUUUUGAAAAUGGAACACAUAAUGAUACAUGUAUGCAGAAUGGGUUUUUUGAAGCAAUUGCUGAAUUUGUACGAGAUUAUGUAUGGGAAUUAGAUUAAAUAACUAUACAAGCAAAUUAUAUCCUACCCUUCAGCUCUUUACUCUGAAUUUUAUAUCGUUCAUCUUUUCUAAAGGAUAUUAUUCGCUUUUGUUUAAGAAAUAAAACUUGUACAGAUAAAUGAGAUUUUAUACUUUUUUUUCUUCUAAAAUAAAGGGAAAUGGACUUCACUACUAAAUGAUUUUUUUUUUUGGGGGGGAGAGUUUCUUUUAUGACCGCCAACAGCAAUCAUGGGAAUAAGCAAUUAUGUGACAGGUUUUGCCACACAAGAAAAAAAAAAUUAGUAAUUGAAGAUCACAA
Cokeromyces recurvatus is the source of this 1362-nucleotide messenger RNA. RefSeq names its product Alpha/Beta hydrolase protein. Gene Ontology annotation, cellular component: membrane. The transcript is spliced from 8 exons. NCBI's taxonomy places the organism in Eukaryota, Fungi, Mucoromycota, Mucoromycetes, Mucorales, Mucoraceae. Bases 188 to 1063 code for a protein of 291 amino acids. The record is from RefSeq and is a predicted model, not a curated record. Gene Ontology annotation, molecular function: palmitoyl-(protein) hydrolase activity.